AUACGCUAACAACCGAAGAAGAAACUGGCGGAAACGGUGAAGAGGUUCGUCCGUGUUCCGUGAUUUAAAAACAGAUCAAAUUCUGUUUGGAAUGGAAGACGAGGUAGAAAACACAACCAGGUGUCGCCUUUUGACGUUACCAUGGGAGGACGUACUGGUUGCACAUAUUUUAUCCUAUUUACCUUUGAGACAGCUUGUGGCCUUGCAAAGAGUGAGCAAGGAAUUCCACACGCUCAUUCGACUCUUCUUUGCCAAAAGCACGAGUCUUGAGCUAGUUGGACCUUGCGUUCCAAAGGAGGCCUUUUGCUCUCUGGUGAAGGACAACACCGGUCUCCUCAAGCUGUCACUUGAGAGCUGCUCCUCCUGGCUGACUGACGAAGAGCUGCUCCCCGUGAUCAGCCGGAACCGGCGUCUGCUGACAGUGGGCUUGAGCGACUGCGUGGGCCUUACCCGCCACUCACUGGGGGCAUUGUCUUUGACUUGCUUACACCUACGGCACCUCGCUGUGGCCCGCUGCGAAUUCGUGGAUGGCCCGUCCCUGCGCAGCCUGGCCGACCACUUCGGGGAGUUGCGCUCGCUCGACCUCAGCGGCUGCUGCCGGCUGAAGGAUGACUCCAUCUGCUACCUGGCCAAGAAGUGUGUGCGGUUAGCCUUUCUGUCUUUGGCUGUCAAUGAAAGUAUCACAGGUGAGGCAGUGGAGGAGGUCGCCAAAAACUGCAGGGGCCUCGAGCAUCUGGAUCUGAGUUGCUGCCUGCGGGUUAGGGACCAUGCAAUCAGGACAGUUGCUGAAUACUGCCCCAAGCUGCAGUCCUUGAAGGUGAAACACUGCCGCCAUGUAACCGAGUCCAGCCUGGAGCCUCUACGCAAGCGCAACGUGCUUGUGGACAUUCCUCCGCCACCUGGGAGCCUUUCGCUCGUUGUGCACUCUGGCCCUUAUGUCAAUAUUCAGCAGCGGCUAAAGAUCUUCCUGGGAAAGAGCUUCCUGAAUCAGAGUGGUCUUUUUCACCUCUGGAUUUGAGGAGAUUCCAAGUGGAAGUGCAAAAUCCCGCUCUCAUCUGCUCAUGCGGUGGCCUUCCCUCAACAGCCGGCUGAUAUCCUCAGCGGAUCAACCGCCGUCCACAGCUUUGAGCCCCUGAAAGCCCUUCACCAACAACGGACAGCAGAUCCUCUUCCAUCUGAGGUGGUGCGGCAGAAUAGAAGUCAGUUGGACUUCUUCUUGGAGACGUUUCACCUUCACCCCAAAUUCAUUCAACAAUCUUUGGUGAAAGCCUCGGCUUAAACUGCUCUACUUCAGCUAUUUCUUGAUAUAAAAAAAAAAAAGAAAAAAUGGUAUUCCAUGGCACGGCUGUUUUGCAGGAGCUCCCACAGCUGGAAGACCAUUUUCUUGGCCUGAUGCGAGACCUGUUGAGAACCCAGCCAGUCUCUUCUUCUCUGAUGGGGUUGGAGGUCCUGGAGGCAGUGAAUUUCCCGGCCAAUCAAGACUAACGGCGGCAGACAGGCGCGGGGCCGCGACGCUUUAACGAGGCGCGAUGCAAUGAACAUUGCAAACACGCCGGCGGAUCAGCGGCUCACCUUAAGAAAAUGAUUUGGAAAGGGUGAACGGUCUGGAACGGCGCACGACAACUGGAGCGAGGCCAGAAAGUCGAGGGAAGACGUCCGGGUACGAGGGGCGUUCAAAGACCCGAUCCAGGGCUUCCAGCUGCUGCUGGGUGAAGGCGUCGGCCCUCAGGUGUUUCCGUAAACUCUCCACACUACCCUGAGAAUCACUGUUUGGACCAGAACCAUCUGAACCAUCUACAAGGAGAGAGAGCCACAGUCGACACGCUGGCCCCGCCACCGCCGACUUCCCACGCUCUUCAAAUUGAUGGCAUCUUCCCUCCCACGGUCUUGAUUCCCAACCGGCGAAUCCACCGCGCUGUUGCCAAGGUCUCGAGGCGUGUUUAUCGAUCACGGCGGCAGUAGAGUCUAUUCAAGUUGACGUCCGUCCAUAUUAACGUGGGAGCCGCCUCCUCCGCCGCCAGAUCAUGUGACCCCGCAGGGAGCAGACGCCUCGCUGCGGGUACGCCACUUGACAGUCACGACCCCCAGCAGGAGACUCGGAGCAUUUGUUAUCACGGAAAAAUGUCAACUCAGCAAUAUCGCUGUUCCCAACUUCAGUCACGAGAUUAGCCACAUGAGGAAAAAUGGCCAGCGUGUGUGGCCCACCAAGUGGGGAGAUGGAGGUAAUUCAUUCAGCUGAGACUCACCACCCUAAUCCAAUUUCCAGCCUCCCCCAGCAAGAGAUAAUUACAAGUAUUAAAGCUGUUAGGACCAGAGGGGGGCUUCUCUGCAACUCUGCCGCAAGCAUCCACGGAGAAGGAAAAGUGGGGGUUAAGAUGGAAGACGCCAAGCUAAGGUCGAAUUGAAGGCAGGUGCCCUUUAUCUUUUGCAAAGGAGAUUUACAAUGCAGCCAGCAAAAGGAGACCUCCGAUGAUGUGCAGUCAAUAUACAGGCGACCCCGCAAUAAAGGCCUCGGCCUUCUUUUCGCCACGUGAUUUACCGAGGAGGCUCGGCCGUCGGUCUCGUCAAGUCUGCGUCAGUCCAUGCGGGCUGGGACAGCAUGUUCCAGUUGCUUUUAUGUUAACAAGAAAAUAUUUUGGGACCAAAUGAAGUUUUCAAAUCUGCAGUGUGUGGCUUGUGGCGCCCCCUAGGCUUCAAUCCUACACAUCGCUUUGAUAUGACGUAGGCUCGACCUAGCCCCUACCCGCCUCUCGUGGAUUCGAACGUUUUGAUUCUUUUUAUUUUAUAUUGCAGAUCUUCCUAAUCAGCGUUGUUGUGGUGACAACAAGAACCCAAAAAGUUACACACUGUAGCAGCUACAGUGUAGCUUAAUGUGCACUGAUAAAUGUGUAUUGUUAUUAUGGCUUAUUAUUAAAAAGGAAUAUUACCCACCUCA
Syngnathus acus (greater pipefish) is the source of this 2935-nucleotide messenger RNA. RefSeq names its product F-box and leucine-rich repeat protein 15 (gene fbxl15). Gene Ontology annotation, cellular component: SCF ubiquitin ligase complex. Gene Ontology annotation, molecular function: protein binding. NCBI's taxonomy places the organism in Eukaryota, Metazoa, Chordata, Actinopteri, Syngnathiformes, Syngnathidae. The coding region runs from base 92 to 1018 and encodes 308 amino acids. Gene Ontology annotation, biological process: SCF-dependent proteasomal ubiquitin-dependent protein catabolic process. The record is from RefSeq and is a predicted model, not a curated record. The transcript has 16 exons.